Schizosaccharomyces osmophilus is the source of this 372-nucleotide messenger RNA. RefSeq names its product Siva family protein. NCBI's taxonomy places the organism in Eukaryota, Fungi, Ascomycota, Schizosaccharomycetes, Schizosaccharomycetales, Schizosaccharomycetaceae. The record is from RefSeq and is a predicted model, not a curated record. The transcript has a single exon. The coding region runs from base 1 to 372 and encodes 123 amino acids.
AUGGUAUUGAAACGGAGCAAUGCCGGGAGCUUUUAUAGACCAAACAGGGGCAAACGGACGAAGCCCAUGUUUUAUAGGGAAAACGCGUCGCCCAUAGCCAAUUCCGGACUUGUUUACAAUCCUUGGAGCGUAGCUUCCACAACCGCUGCAAUCAAAGAUGCUGCCCAUGGAGACUCCCGAAUGGUCAAGCUUUGUCACGUUUGUUACAAGAAGACUACUUCAAGAAUGCGCGUUGCUUCCUGCGAAUUGUGUAAAAAGUCUACGUGUUGUAUAUGUCUUCGUGAGUGUUUGAAUUGCGAAAAUACUGUUUGUUCUCGUUGUUCAAAAGAAGAAAGGUAUGGAUUUGAACAAUUGACUCGCUUAACGCGUUGA